Colletotrichum chrysophilum is the source of this 387-nucleotide messenger RNA. RefSeq lists its product as uncharacterized. The transcript is spliced from 4 exons. Bases 1 to 387 code for a protein of 128 amino acids. The record is from RefSeq and is a predicted model, not a curated record. NCBI's taxonomy places the organism in Eukaryota, Fungi, Ascomycota, Sordariomycetes, Glomerellales, Glomerellaceae.
AUGGUUCGUGUCGCGAUUGCGGGUGGUACCGGAAAUGUUUCUGCCGAAAUAGUUCACAUUCUCGGUCAGUCCGGAAAACACGAGGUCGAAGUUUUGACCCGCUCAAAUACGCCCAGGCAUGCCGUUAAAGGCGUCAAAUUUGUCCAAGUAGACUAUGGAGAUAGAGAUGAUCUUCGAAGCAAACUUAUAGGGGUGCAUACCGUACUCUGUUUCAUUGGAGGCAUUGAGAUGCAGAAGCGCAUCAUCGACAUUUGCGUCGAAGCCAACGUCAAGCGCUUCGCUCCAAACGAAUGGGCAAGUCGGAGCUACUCUGGCUCGUUUUCCUUCGAAGACAAAGACAUAGUCUAUAAGUACCUGAAAGAAAUCAACCGCGAAAAGAACGUAUGA